AUUCAAGUGACGUUUCAUUUAAAACUUUCUACUUGUAAUCAAGUUUAAAGUUCAAUGUACAAGUGAUAAAAAAUACUCGAGAACGAGUCUAUUAAAAUCACCGCAGUGGGCUAGUAACAGCUUGUUAUAAUGGCUGAUUUAAAAUUCGACGGUCGCGUUGUGGUAGUAACCGGAGCGGGAGCGGGCCUAGGAAGGGCCUACGCCCUUCUAUUCGGCUCCAGGGGCGCCAAAGUGGUCGUCAACGACCUGGGAGGCGGCAGACACGGAGACGGGAGCUCCUCGAACGCCGCCGACGCCGUAGUCGAUGAAAUCGUACGAAACGGAGGAACAGCCGUGGCCGAUUACAAUUCGGUCGUAGAAGGCGAGAAAAUCAUACAAACCGCUUUAAAUAAAUUCGGUAGAGUCGACGUUUUGAUUAACAACGCUGGGAUUUUAAGAGACAAAAGUUUCGCGAAGAUAUCCGAUCAAGAUUGGGAUUUGGUACACGCUGUACAUUUAAAAGGCAGCUUCAAAACAACCCAAGCCGCUUUUCCCAUCUUCAAGAAGCAAAACUACGGAAGGGUUAUUAUGACAGCUUCUAAUUCUGGACUAUACGGUAAUUUCGGACAAGCUAAUUAUUCAGCCGCUAAACUAGGACUAGUAGGUUUGGCAAACACGGUAGCCAUCGAAGGACGUAAAUACAACAUUUUCUGCAAUGUUAUUGUACCGACCGCAGCCAGUAGAUUAACCGAAGACAUUUUACCACCCGAUUUAUUCGCCGAAUUGAAACCGGAACUAAUUGCUCCUGUAGUCGCGUAUCUUUGCCACGAAAGUUGCCAAGAGAACGGCUCUAUAAUAGAGGCGGCGGCGGGCUGGGCGGGUCGUUGCGCUAUCGUUAGAUCGAACGGGGCUCUUUUGAGACAGAAACCCGAAGAUCAGGUAUCCAUCGAAGCGGUGAAAGACAAUUGGUCUACUAUUAGAAACUUAUCGAACGCUCAAAAAUUAGAUACCAUCGAAGAUGCCACCGGGGCACUCAUGGCCUCCUUGGACGCCCUAAGAGGAACCGGGGGCGAUAGAAAUGCAGAAGACGUGGAUAGUUUCGAAUUUUGCAACAAGGAUACGAUUUUAUACGCGCUAGGAGUGGGGGCUUCAGUGGCGUCCGAAAAGGAACUCAGAUACCUCUACGAAAACGACGAAUCUUUCUCCGUUUUACCGACGUUCUACAUCAUACCGGCUUUGCAAUUGCUAAUGUCUUCUUCGAACGUUUCGAACGCUGUUCCCGGCAAAGAAGUGAGCCUCGAGCAAAUCCUGCACGGCGAACAUUACUUGGAAAUCGUCGGGGAAGUACCGCAAGAGGGUAAACUGACGUCCAGAGCGAAGGUUUCCGAGGUACUCGACAAAGGAUCCGGCGCUGUCAUCGUCACAGAUGUGGAGACUUGCGAUCAAAACGGUAACGUGGUGGCUUUGAACCAGUGCAUCACGUUCGCAGUAGGCGCUGGUAAUUUCGGAGGUCCUCGGGCCGGUACGAAAGCUGUGCCUUGUCAAGCGAAGCCGAGCAGAAGCCCCGAUGUGACGGUUUCUCAGAAAACCUCGAUCGAUCAGGCCGCUUUGUAUCGCCUUUCUGGCGAUACGAACCCUCUUCAUAUCGAUUCGAACGUGGCUGCGAUUGCUGGUUAUAAGAGGCCCAUUUUGCACGGAUUGUGCACUCUAGGCUUCUCGGUGAGGCUCGUACUUUCCGCGUUUGCUGAUCACGAUGCAUCCUUAUUCAAAGCCGUAAAGGUUCGUUUUGUGAAACCCGUAUUGCCGGGAGAUACGUUGAAAGUCGACAUGUGGCGAGAGGGCAACAGAAUUUUCUUCGAAACCACUUCAGUUGAUAGCAAUCAAGUUGUUAUAGGCGGGUCCUACGUCGAUUUAAAAUCAGUUAAAUCCGCAAUUAAAUCUACACCUACAAACAUGUCGAGCCUAAAGAGCGAUGCAGUCUUCGAAUUCAUCGUAGAUCAAGUAAAACAAGACCCGGGUAAAGCCAAAUCAGUUGGAGGUGUUUUCCUAUACAACAUCACUAAAGAUGGCAAGCAAGUGAAGCAAUGGACUAUGGAUUUGAAGAAUGCCAAAGUGUUUGAAGGUAAACCAGAAGGAAAACCUAACACGACUCUGACGGUCUCCGACGAUGAUUUUAUGCAGCUAGCUGAAGGAAAAUUGAAUCCUCAACAGGCUUUCAUGAAAGGAAAAUUGAAGAUCACCGGGAAUAUUAUGUUGGCUCAAAAAUUGGCGCCGCUUUUGAAAACCAACGCUGCCAAAUUAUAAUUUUUUAUCUAUUUCUAGGUGUCAUUAUUGAUUUUUUUACUUUAAAAUGGUGUUAUAUUAUGGAUAGGUUUUGUUAUGUACUAUUGAUAUUGUGAUGGUAGUAUUUUAUAUUUACUUUAAAUAA
This is a messenger RNA of Phyllotreta striolata, 2407 nucleotides long. The record is from the annotation of a GenBank genome assembly. NCBI's taxonomy places the organism in Eukaryota, Metazoa, Arthropoda, Insecta, Coleoptera, Chrysomelidae.